Molecule: messenger RNA, 4238 nt
Organism: Anarrhichthys ocellatus (wolf-eel)
Lineage: Eukaryota; Metazoa; Chordata; Actinopteri; Perciformes; Anarhichadidae
Product: endophilin-A2-like
Exons: 9
Coding region: 859-1968 (369 amino acids)
Biological process (GO): synaptic vesicle uncoating
Cellular component (GO): glutamatergic synapse; cytoplasm; presynapse
Molecular function (GO): protein binding
Source: RefSeq, a predicted model, not a curated record
UCAGUCUCUAAAAUCACCAAUCUGAUAUUAUAAUCCUGCACAUGUAAAUGCCCUCGGCCACUCUUACGUUUGAAUCACAGACUAGCAUUUGUGUUGUGUGCAUACCGUAUUUCCUCCAUCCCAUUAUCUUAGAAGUCCAACGAGAAGUAAAUUGAUCAAUUGACCAAAAAAUAAUCUGCCACAACUGAUAAAUGUUAAAUCAUUACAGUGUUUUAUCAAUCUAACAAUCCAACAAUUCUCUGGUUGCAGCUUCUUUGAGGAUGUUCUGCCUUUCUCUGUUGUAGAUCUGAAAGUUAAUAUCAUCGUUUAACAUUUAAAGUUGAACAUGAAAUUUCAAGCUUACCGUGGAAAUAAUAGUUUGUCAUAAGGUCUAUUUUACAGCUUUUUCUGGAGCUUUCAACCACCUCUCAAAGUCUUCCUUAGUGGAUGGAAGUUAUUCAGACUGGGGACCUUACAAAUUAGAAAGAUUUGGCUCGACGUGAAGUUUUAAAUUGACUGACAAACUUCCUACAGAGACUCAAUAAUAGUGUUACUAUUGGUUUACUAAACCAAAAGUAUACAUCAGCAAUAUACGGAAAAGUGAUAUUUUAUGGGGGUUAAGGGAUGUCUGUCUCAGUUUAAAUCAAAGUGUAUGUGUUUGUGUUGUUUUGACCCACUUAAUCCACUAGGACGGGGCCUCCCACAAAUGAAUAUGGGGCCAGGAAAUUGUGGUUGCCUAGCAAGUUUUACAUCCACGGUGCAACGUUAGAAGACGUGCUGCUCGGCUGCUGCUUGUGCUGAAAACUUCAAACUAAAAGCAACUAUUUUAAAAAGACAAUUUCCCCUUCGAGGUCCAGGUUGCAACACUGACGGUGCAAGAUGUCCGUCGCAGGAUUUAAGAAGCAAUUCUACAAAGCCAGUCAGCUGGUGAGUGAGAAGGUUGGCGGUGCAGAGGGAACCAAACUGGAUGAAGACUUCAAGGACCUCGAGAGGAGAGCAGAUAUUACCAGCAAAGCAGUGGUGGAAGUCCUCAAUAAGACAUCGGAGUACCUCCAGCCCAACCCGGCAACAAGAGCUAAGCUUUCCAUGCUCAACACAGUGUCCAAAAUGCGCGGGCAGGUCAAGAGUCCUGGCUACCCCCAGCCCGAGGGCCUCCUGGGGGAGUGCAUGACCAAGUAUGGACGGGAUAUGGGCGAGGAAACCAACUUUGGUGGGGCUCUAACCGACAUUGGAGAGUCAAUGAAAAGGAUGGCUGAGGUCAAGGACUCUCUGGAUAUUGAUGUGAAGCAGAACUUUAUUGAUCCACUGCAGGCAGUCGCUGAGAAGGAUAUCAAAGACAUUCAGCACCACCUGAAGAAGCUGGAGGGCCGUCGUCUCGACUAUGAUUAUAAAAAGAAACGUCAAGGUAAAAUCCCAGAUGAAGAGAUCAAACAAGCCCUGGAGAAGUUCCACGAGUCCAAAGAGAUGGCUGAAGGCUCCAUGUACAACCUGCUGGAAACGGAUGUGGAGCAGGUGAGUCAGCUGUCUUCUCUGGUUGAGUCUCUGCUGCAGUACCACAGACAGGCUGCGGAGGUGAUGGAGGAGCUUUCUGCUAAACUGACAGAAAGGGUGACUGACGCGCAGUCUCGUCCAAGACGUGAAUUCACACCCAGACCCAAACCAGUGUAUGACUAUGGAGAGGUAGAAAACUCUAAUGGAGGAUACGCACCAGCUGCAACAACUCCUCCAACUUACUCUUCCGCAGCGACUGCACAAUAUCCAGCUCCAUCCUUCCAAAGAACCUCCAUCAAGAGCCGACUGUCUGAGCCGUGCUGUAAAGCUCUGUACGACUUUGAGCCGGAGAACGAAGGAGAGCUGGCCUUCCACGAGGGUGACAUCAUCACCUUGGUCAAUCGAAUCGAUGAGAACUGGUUUGAGGGAGCCAUUCGUGGCAUAACGGGAUACUUCCCCAACAACUAUGUCGAAGUGGUGGUACCUCUGCAACACUGAAAACAGCAAGGCAAGAGGGAAACCUGCAAGAUGGAGAGGAUGAAAAUGGGGGAUGCUAGUGGGCUAUCGGCUCUCAAUAACCAAAAGAUAUCUAAUCUUUAUUGUAAUUAAAGGGUAAACCAAGACAGGGACCUAAUUUGUACCUAAGAGUUAAUUGAGUAAAGAGCUUUUUUUAUUCUGUCAGAUUAUGUCAAGAUUACAUUUUGAAAAACCAUAAGGACAGAGGGAUGUUCAGCCAAAAAACGGCACCGUAAUGUGAGCAUUUACCAUAUCCCGAGUAUUUACAUUCAUUCUCUAUGCACCUGUGCACUUUCUACACUACACCUCCAUCACCGGGACUGAUGAAGCAGGAACAAGAGAGAAUGACAUCUGUAAUGGCAUGUUCAGCUGUAUCCACUAACACUAAGAAGUGUACUUCUUAGUGCAAGUACUUUUUUUUUUUUUUUUUUUUUUUUUUUUUUUAAACUAUAUUCCUAACCCUAUUUGAUAUUCACAAGAUGCCAUUCCUUGUUCUGUGUAUUGUUGAUAUUGGUACUACACACAUGAAUUUAGUCUUCGACGAUCACAGUUUUCACUUCUGUGCCUUCAGGCUUUAGUACUGUUGUCUUCAUGGACUAGUUUGAGUCAACAUGGAGGACCGGCUGCCCUCUGUCCAUGUUUGAGACUAUCCUCCACUGCCAUCUGGUGGUUGUAAAGAUCGCUCUUAGCUAUUGGUUUGAGUGCCACUGUCAUGCGGCCUCUGUCUCUUACCAAACCCACCUUUGGUGUCUUGUGUUGUACUUUUCUUCCAAAUAGCUGGAGCCAGUCAACAAAUAACAUUGACUGACUGCUGUAGUAAAUGUGUUUUCAAUACUACACCAAAGCCGAUCAGAUAAACUCUGUGGCAGUUUUACAAACAUUGGCAGUUUGUUUGAGACUAAAAAGUUGUAUUAUAGUCUAUUCCCACGAGCUGGAGGCUUUCCAUAAAUAUGCUUAGUUAUGUCAACUUUUAUCAAUUGUUGCUACUUUAAUGAUUUACUUACUUUAAAUUUACCGACAGCAAUGUUUCUCACUACACUCCACUCUCUUUACUUUAAGCUUAUUUCCGCCUUGGACGAGCCUUGGACGCCUUGCUGUUUGUCGUUAAACGGAAAAAUAUUCAAUCCAGCAUCAUGCCUGUAAUUCUGCAAAAUUAAGUAACAUUAUUAUAUGCAAACCCGUUUAACUUUUUUGUAUACUUCGCAUUUUAAAGGGGAAGCUGACUUUGGUUUCCAUUUGAGUGUAACAAAACAAAAAUUUUUCAACCGCAAAUAUUCUGCAGCAUUACACAAAAGCCAUACGCGUCCUUCAGUUCCUCUAUUUUCUCAGGCUGUAUUGAUGCUGCUGGCAGUGUCGCGCAUAAUGUUUUUGUGGGCUUUUUACCCAACCACUUGACAAUGAAUCUGUUUGUUUUCCCCACAUAGUGCUGGGGCAAGCUUGGCAUUGUUACUCUAACCUAUAAUUUGGAGCAUGUAAAUUAAUCUGAUGUGUUUUGUACCUGCCUCAGUUUUCAGGCUGAAACUGUGCACCAAACCUGACAGAAAAUACUGCAUAACUAUCACCAAACAAUUGUGUACCGAAUUCACUAAUAAUGAGGAAGGCCUCGGCACAAUAGCCAGUUUCAGUUUCAAUUAAGUCUUUUACAAGCCGACUAUGAGCUGUGAGAGUUUGUGCUCUUCACUAAAACACCAACUUUCUCUUCCUGUCAUGAUCCCCUUGUUAGACCCCGCCCCCACCCCACUCAUCUCUCCCAUCUCCGUUUAAACUGGGAGUGGAACAGACAGGUCUUUUCAGAAGGGAGGCUCACAGCAGUGGAUUAUGCCCUCCCUCCCCCAAUGCUCUUUAUUCACCACCUGCCCCCUGUACUCCUACCCCACUUUCUCAUUAUCUGCCCCAUCCCAAAUACCAUGGUGCCUCUGGAGUCUCCUGGUCCUCUCCUGGAAUAAUGUCAUUUUUUUUUUGUCAUAGUUUUGUUUGCAUGUCUCCAAUGUUAAUCAUGUUAUGUAUAGGGGGCCGUCGUCAAUGGCUGUGCUGAGUAAUAGCUGUGUGGUUCAGGUGUGGGUUUACAUGCCUCAUUACACUAAAUAAAAAGCCCUGAGUUUGAGAGGGGAGGAGAGGGUCAGGGGUUCAGGUUGAGCUAUUAUGCAGCUUGUAUAAUAUUGAUGAUGAAUAAUGUCGUCCAAAGGGCUAAGAUCAAUUUUUGUGUGCAGCUGUCGUCACAUCUGAAAUAGUUCUUAAUGCCGCGGCUGACA